AUGACCCAGGAUGUCGGCUGGGGCGGAGGCUUAGUUCUCCUUUUCCUAAAACAGAUGUUCCUAGGAGGGCUGAUCGGAGUUCUUUUUGGCCACGCGAUUGUAUGGAUCACAAACCGGCUGAACCUCGACACCGCAGGUCUAUAUCCACUUCUAGCAACCGGCAUGAGCCUGAUGACGUUUGGCUUGGCCUCGUACUUUGGUGGAAGUGGUUUCCUCGCGGUUUACCUCGCGGGGAUCAUCAUUGGCAAUAACCGUGUUGUGUUUAAACGAGGAACGUUGCUCUUUCAUAAUGCCUUGGCAUGGUUGGCUCAGAUUGCCAUGUUUAUUGUCCUGGGGCUGCUAUGUUUUCCAAGCAGCUUGUUGGCAGUUAGCUGGCAGGCGUUAGGAAUUGCGAUCGUACUGAUGUUCGUCGCGCGACCGCUGGCCGUUGCCGUUUGUCUGUGGCCGUUUGGAUUCCAAAAGAAAGAAAUGACAUUGGCAACGUGGGGUGGCUUGAAAGGGGCCGUCCCGAUUACCUUGGCGACAUUCCCGGUACUAUUCGACAUCGUUAAUGCCGAGUUGAUAUUCGAUGUCGUCUUCUUCGUCGUGGUACUCUCGGCGCUCAUCCAAGGUUGGUCAUUGCCGUGGGUGGCCAAAAAGCUUGGCCUAAACCAACCGCUGCCCAGCAGUCCCCCAGUCCAACUGGAAAUUCAUUCUUUGCGACAUGUCGAAGGAGACGUUGUCGACUAUACCGUUGCUGGCAACUCGCCAGCCGCAGGCAAGAAAGUCAGCGAGCUUUCGCUACCGGAAGGGGUCACGAUUGCAUUGAUUGCGAGAAACGAUGCCUUUAUUCCUCCACGAGGCUCCACCAUCAUCAAUCCAGGGGACCACGUCAUUGCGGUCAUGAAGAGAGACAAGCAGAGUCGACAUUCGUUAAGCUAUCGGAUUGUUCGGUUACUGUUCCUCAGCGAGACAUCACCGCCAAUGGCAUACAACGAAGAAAUGUCAUCUCGCCUGUAUCGUUUGCUCCGACCCUACGAUGGGCUAACAGGAAAGCCAAUGUUUGGUGGUUUUGCGUAUCUCUUGCACGGUAAUUUAUGUUGCGGCGUACGCGACAACCACUUGAUUCUACGGGUCGGUCCAGAUGCCUAUCCCCAGUUACUGAAGUCGCCUGGCAUACGCGAGUUUGCUCCAACAGGACGCGUCAUGCGCGGAUGGAUUGUCGUCGAUCCCGAAGGCUUCCAACACGAAGAUGAUCUUCAUCGACUCGAAGUCACGCAACUCGGAUACGGCACCAUGGGCCUUCGCGGUCCCAACACAUGGGGCGUCCGAGUCAUCGAGGACGAUGCCGCCGACCACUUUCUCAAUCGUGUCGUCGAUGCUGGAAUUAAUUUUCUCGACACGGCUCCUGACUAUGGGCAAGCCGAAGAACGUAUCGGGCGAGCUCUGAGCCAUAGACGCGAAGAGUUUUAUCUGGCAACGAAGUGUGGAUGCGCGUAUGUACAACACCCCGAUCACAUCGAGAUCAAGCACGAAUGGCAAACGGACGUCAUCAAACGCAACUUAGAAACAAGCCUGAAACGACUUAGAACCGACCAUGUCGACUUGAUGCAGUUCCAUGGAGGUGAUGCGGAAACCCUUCAAAAAGCAGGCUUGAUUGAUCAGCUGAUUUCCUUCCGCGUGCAGGGCCUCGUUAAACAUCUUGGCAUUUCAACGAAGAUGCCAGACUUGCCUGGCCUGAUCGAAUUAGGCGUAUUCGAGACCUUUCAGAUUCCCUACUCCUGUCUCGCUCCAGAGCAUCACGACAUGAUUUCGACUGCCGCGGAAUCAGGUGCCGGCAUAAUUAUUCGUGGAGGGAUUGCUCAUGGCGGUCCCGAUGCUGAAAUCCAACGUCCUAACUUGAACGACGUUUGGACUGCUGCUUCGCUCGAUAGCCUCCUGACCGAUGGCAUGACACGCGCCGAAUUGAUACUUCGCUACACGCUUUCCCAUCCUCACUGCGACACAACGAUCGUCGGUACUUGUAACGAAGCGCAUUUGGCAGAGAACAUUGCAGCCGCCGAAAAAGGAGCGUUGCCUGACGGUCUGAUCGAAGAAAUUCGUCGCCGCGUCAAUGCGUUAUGA
Molecule: messenger RNA, 2103 nt
Organism: Symbiodinium sp. CCMP2456
Lineage: Eukaryota; Dinophyceae; Suessiales; Symbiodiniaceae
Source: the annotation of a GenBank genome assembly